Arachis stenosperma is the source of this 3637-nucleotide messenger RNA. Its product is annotated as inositol-tetrakisphosphate 1-kinase 1-like. Bases 268 to 1416 code for a protein of 382 amino acids. Gene Ontology annotation, cellular component: cytoplasm. Gene Ontology annotation, biological process: inositol trisphosphate metabolic process. Gene Ontology annotation, molecular function: inositol-1,3,4-trisphosphate 5-kinase activity; ATP binding; magnesium ion binding. The record is from RefSeq and is a predicted model, not a curated record. The transcript has a single exon. Lineage: Eukaryota; Viridiplantae; Streptophyta; Magnoliopsida; Fabales; Fabaceae.
UUCGUACAUAUCCUUUUUCCCCUUUCUAUUUUCCUCUUCUCUAGCUUCCUUUUCUGCAAAUUUUUCUUCCAUCGAAACGACGUCGAAAAAUCAAAAGAAACAAAAAGAGAAAACCCUAGCCCUCUCUCGCCCCAAAUCUCCAAAAUCUCGCGCUAUUAUCUCUCGUUUUCUUGCGAAUGCGAUUCUUUCUUCGGCUCGCAUGAGCCUUGCUUGCGUUCUUGCCUUUCUUGAGAAUCACCACCACCAGCACCACUGAAAGGGAUUUCAAUGGCGGAAGGAGAAGAACGAGGAGGAGAAGGGAAGAGGAGAUUCCGCAUAGGUUACGCGCUCGCACCGAAGAAGCAGCAGAGCUUCAUCCGCGACUCGCUCGUUUCCCUCGCCCGCUCGCGCGGUAUCGACCUCGUAAGGGUCGACACAAAUCUACCAUUGUCGGAGCAGGGUCCAUUCGAUUGCCUCCUCCACAAGCUAUACGGCGACGACUGGAAGCGCCAGCUGAGGGAAUUUGCGGCGGCGAACCCUAAUGCGGCGGUUCUUGACUCGCCGGAGGCGAUCGAGCGGCUCCACAACCGGAUUUCGAUGCUGCAGGUGGUUUCGGAGCUGAGAAUCGAGUGCCGCUGCAGCGGUGAGACAUUUGGAAUCCCGAAGCAGAUCGUGAUCUACGACAAAGAAACACUGUUCGACCGGCAGGCGUGGGAGACGCUGAAGUUUCCGGUGAUCGCUAAGCCGCUCGUCGCCGACGGCAGCGCCAAGUCGCACAAGAUGGCGUUGGUGUUCAGCCACGAUGGCCUCAACAAGCUGAAGCCACCGAUCGUUCUGCAGGAGUUCGUUAACCACGGCGGCGUCAUCUUCAAGGUGUAUGUUGUCGGCGAGCGCGUGAGAUGCGUGAAGAGGAAGUCCCUCCCCGACGUCUCCGAAGAGAAGAAGGUCUCGGACGAGGUCCUCUCGUUCUCUCAGGUGUCGAAUUUGGCGGCGAACCAGACUAUUGAUGACAGUUACUACGAGAUGAUGCAUUUGGGUGAUACCGAGAUGCCGCCGUUGAGCUUUGUCACGGACAUUGCUCGGGGAUUGAGGAAGGUGAUGAAGCUGAACCUCUUUAAUUUUGAUGUCAUUAGGGAUUCCCGGUAUGGGAAUCGGUACCUUAUUAUUGACAUCAAUUACUUCCCAGGGUAUGCAAAAAUGCCUGGCUAUGAGGCUGUCUUGACAGAUUUUUUCUGUGAUGUGUUGUGCAAGAAAACCGAAGAGGAUGGCACAGCGGGUGCCAUUGCGGAGGAAAGUGCCGGUUCGGAGAGGUGUUGGCAGGGUUGUGAUGAUUCAAGGUCCAUUGUGAGCGGUAGUUUUUGUGGAGAUGGGGAUGAGGGUAACCUUCAAGUUUCAAGUCUUGGCAUGGAAGAGAAAGAGAGUUCUGUUCAAGUAUGAGGAUUUUUCUUUUUCUUUUUCUUUUUCUUUACUUUUUUUCCCAAACGAAUAAUGUGUUUCUCAUAUAAUGCACUCUGUCAUUGACUGGUGAUUUUGGGUAACCUGAAUUUGCAAACUGGACCCAUUAACCAGUUGGUGGUUAGACAUGAGCUGCACAUUCUGUUUAGGGGUAGCCAGUUGGUACAGUGGUGGAAUUGGUAGGGUUGUUUGUGCUAGUUUUUUAACCUCUUAACAUGUAUAUUCCUUACAGCAUUGCUCAGGAGAUAGAUAGUUCUCAAAUACCUGAAGCUUUAGGAAAGUUGUAUUUUGAGGCUUAAGUUCAUGCUAGAAACUGCUUUACGUUGUUUGUUUUUGCAUUUAAUUCGAUGCCUUAAUUCUUCCUUUGAUCAAUUCUAUCCUCGUUUUGGAUUUCUUGAUUUCUGCAUUCACAAUGAUUGUGAUUUUAUCGUUAGUUGUUAUAACCUACACUUGACUGAUAGCUAUCUUGUUUACUAAGUCAUGAUGUUCCUUAUUAUAAGAGAUUGCUACUGAAUAUGCCUUAAAAUGUGGUCAAUUGCGGUUGUCAAUUGUGGUUGUGUUGCUAUUGCUAAAAAGUCUGGAAAAAUGCAGCUGAUGCAACGGCUACAAUUGAGGUAAUGCAUAUUGUCUAAGGUUGUGGUGCAGUUUAAUUGGUUGUAUGUGGGGUAAUGCAUAUUCUAUAUAAAAAUGAAAUACUGAUUAUUCCGUGUUUACAGUGCAUUUUCAAAAGUAGUGUGUUCUCAGUUUGUAGGCAUUUUUGGGCUGAAUCUGAUUUACUUUUAGAAUUCUUAAUUUCUUAUUUUCUGCCUAUCUUUGAUAAAAUGCAAAGACAUUACCUGAUUAAUAACUGUGAUCUAUUGGGAAUUGAAGCAAAUAUGUUCAGCACCAGUGUCGUGCUGGGGUAUAAAUAUAUGAUUAACAAACUGAAUUGGACAUUCGUGUUAUUGGCUUACGGCUUUUUGGUGCAAUUGAGAUGGAUUAUUAGCAAAGAUAGCCUUUUUCUCCAGUUGUUUUUGUUUGACCAAGUUAUUAUUAUUUUCAUUUUUGGGUAGCAAGCAUUGAGUUUUGUCUACUAUGAGCAAGAGAUCUACCCAAUAAGUGCUACUCUAUGGUGAUGCUUAUUUACUGGUAUUCUUCGGCUUGAUAUAUUGGAAAGAGAUUCUUGUUGAUGCACAUGAUCAGUGGUUUUCAUUUUCUUUUCCUUUCAUAAUUUCCUUAUACUUAACCUCGAGUUUUAUCAUCUAUUGAGGUGCAUAAUGUAGAUUAGCAAACAACAUAUAUUUUCGGAUUUUGGGUUAGUGCAUUGUGCUGUACUGAAUCAACUCAGUUAAAUGGAAUUAUAUACUGAUUUCACUACUAAGUUUACUACGUUCAUAUUAAUAUGCUGUGCAAUUGAUCAAUAAGUAGGCACUGCUCAAUGAUCUUGAUUGAUAGAAGUGCCCAUGGAGAAGUUAUUAGGUACUGAAAUGAUGCGAGUGUAGUUGAUCUUUUUUAUGGUCCAGUGUAAGAAGCAGAAAAAUAAGGUACAUGAUCAUUUAUAUUAAUCUAAAGGCUAAUGGGUGCUUGCAUGAUUCUAAAUUUUUCUGUGACCUGGUGGCUAUGUGUCAUGAUAUGUGCUUUCAUAGUAUGAUCCAUUGUAGUUCUUCCUGUGUUAUCAUUUUUACUUUAUUUCUGUCGUCUUUUGAAUGCUUUUUGUUAUUUAACCUUCGAUAUGUAGGGAAGUUGGUAUUGGUUAGCGAAUGUAAUUCUACACACUGCAUUGAAGAAUAGCGUUUUAUUGUGCUUUGCUUUUGGUUUCACACUAGAACAAUGUAAACUGGCUGUGCAUCAUAGUGUUCUAGCUGAGAUUAACAUUUCUUUUUUGCAAGUAAAUGGGUAAGAUAGCCCCUCUAAAAUCAUCCCCUAAUAUUUGUCUGAGCACUUAAGAAACCCAGCUCCCACUAACAUGAACCUAGCAACUCAUUUUCCUUGCUCGUCCCUUAACACACCUUGAGGAGGAGGAUGCCAUGCGACAUGGAUUUCUUGUCUCACCGCCGAGGUGUUGAUGAGAGUCAAAAGUCUCCUUCUUCCCACCAGCAUGUCACUAAGAACACUGAGCAACCUUGUAUAUUUUGGUUCACCGUUCAGCUGAGAUUAACAUGUUGAGAGGACCAAAUCCUCUCCAAUUAAAUAUUAACACAACAAUACAAGAUAUAGUUUUUUU